Hymenoscyphus albidus is the source of this 338-nucleotide messenger RNA. Lineage: Eukaryota; Fungi; Ascomycota; Leotiomycetes; Helotiales; Helotiaceae. The record is from the annotation of a GenBank genome assembly.
AUGCAAUUCUCCCACCUCAACAUCCUCACCCUCCUCAUCGCAGGCACAUUCGCCCUCCCCAACGACCUCGACACCCGCUCCAUCAUGGAAGCCCGCGCCGACUGUAAGAAGAUCAACCCCGCGUGCUUUGGUGGAAACGUAGUAGGCAAGACCGACUGCCGCUGCAAAGGCCAAAACGGGCCUUGCGAUCUCUGGAAGUGUCCUGGCGAUGGCGCCAACUCUGUUGUAAGUCUCACAUGGGUUGUCGUUUUCCUACAUUCGAUGUUAUGGAGAAAGAUACUGAUGGUUUCGUAUAGAUGGUUUGUGGACAGAGUAACACUGGGUGUGUUUGGAUCUAA